Adineta ricciae is the source of this 1548-nucleotide messenger RNA. The record is from the annotation of a GenBank genome assembly. NCBI's taxonomy places the organism in Eukaryota, Metazoa, Rotifera, Eurotatoria, Adinetida, Adinetidae.
AUGGGUUGUUGUUUUUCAAGACCGGAUCUUCUGCCACGUGAGAUUACACUUAACUCUAUCCCUGUGACUGAUGAACCAAACCUUAGAUCACGUGAAAUUUUAGCACCUCCUUCGAAACAGAGAAGAGUUUCGCAUAAAUACGAGAAGAUUUACGUUGCUAUUUAUGAUUAUGAGGCACGAAGUAAAGAUGAUUUGACUAUUCAUGUUGGCGAUCUGUUAACAAUUGUGGAUGAUAGUCAAGGUGAUUGGUGGCUUGCGAAACAUUGUCAAACUCAUGUUCAAGGAUAUGUUCCUGCACUUUAUGUCACUCCGCAUGAUGGACUGGAUGUUAAUCAGUGGUUUCACAAAAAUAUUGCCCGAAAAGAUGCCGAACGACUUCUACUAAAUUCAACUAAUACUCGAGGAACAUUUCUUGUUCGAACUUCCGAAAAUUCUCCUGGUAAGGUUUUUGUUUUGAAAUCACAACAUUUAGAAUAUCUUUCAUCAGGUCCUUUUUCACUAUCGGUUCGCGAUCAUGAUGAACAACGCGGUCCACAUGUUAAACAUUAUAAGAUUCAAUUUACUGAUCAGAAACUCGGCUAUUACAUCGCACUACGUCGAACGUUUCCAUCGCUCGAAGAAUUAGUUAAUUAUUAUAAAAGUACGGAUGGUCUUUGCUGUCGAUUAACUCGUCCAUGUCCACGAACGAAACCAUCGACAUAUACAAUAUCGAAAGAUGUUUGGGAAGUUUCAAGAGGUUCUAUUCUACUUCUUCAAAGACUCGGACAAGGAAUGUUCGGUGAAGUAUGGGCUGGUAAAUGGCAAAAUAAAGUUGAUGUUGCAAUCAAAACAAUGAAGCCCGGAACAAUGUCUACCCAAGCAUUUCUCGAAGAAGCGAAUAUAAUGAAGAAAUUACGUCAUGAUAAACUCGUUCAACUAAUUGCUGUUUGUACAGAACCAAAAGAUGAACCGAUUUAUAUUAUCACAGAAUUGAUGUGCAAUGGAAGUUUAUUGGACUAUCUGAGACAAGGAGCUGGAAAAGAAUUGAAACUACCCGCUUUAAUUGAUAUGGCCACACAGAUUGCAUCUGGAAUGGCUUAUCUCGAACAACAACGUUAUAUCCAUCGUGACUUAGCUGCACGAAAUAUUCUUGUUGGAGAGAAUGGCGUAGUUAAAAUUGCUGAUUUUGGUUUAGCACGUAUUAUCAACGAAGACAUCUAUGAAGCGCGACCAGAAGCCAAAUUUCCAAUCAAAUGGACAGCUCCCGAGGCAGCAUUACGAGGUAGAUUUACAAUCAAAUCCGAUGUUUGGUCAUUCGGUGUCUUACUCUAUGAAUUGAUCACGCACGGUCAAGUGCCUUAUCCCGGUAUGAGUAAUCGAGAUGUACUCGAACAAACCCAACGUGGUUACCGAAUGCCUCGUCAUGAAAGUUGUCCUGAGGAGAUCUAUCGUUAUAUGUUACGCUGUUGGGAUGCCUCUCCUGAAAGUCGUCCAACCUUUGAACAUUUACACGCUUUCUUCGAUGAUUACACAACUUCCACCGGUCCGCAGUAUCAGAGUCAAAAUUAA